Molecule: messenger RNA, 5955 nt
Organism: Symbiodinium necroappetens
Lineage: Eukaryota; Dinophyceae; Suessiales; Symbiodiniaceae
Source: the annotation of a GenBank genome assembly
AUGGGUGGAUCGUCAAGAAACCCAACUACCAUUGGUACAAAUGUCAACAAUUUGCUGGCCCUUGACGAGAUACGAAUUCCAGAAGGGUCACAUCUUCCUGAGACUCACCCUCAAGACUAUGUUUGGUCGCAGGGAUUGGUGGAAGCAAUGGUGGUGGCCUUGAGCUUCUGGGCCAGAGAGCCCCAUAGUACACCGAGAUUGAGGGUGAUGACGCCUGCACAAUGGAAGGAGCACAUCAACAGCAACCAUGAGGUGUACAAAAAGGAGUGCGCUACUUGCGUAACCUCGAGAGGUACAGGAGCUCAGCACCGUCGAGUCCAUCAUCCUGAAGCGUAUGUGCUAACAGCAGAUGUGGCAGGUCCUAUAGCAAAAGGGCUGGACCCAACGUCAAAAGGGACAAUGGGGAAGAAUCUCGUUCCUAAAGACUACCUGAAGCUGUACACUGGCCGGGACACCCCAGAAAAACAUGGUGAAGAGGAAGAGCCUGGCACCACGCAAGAUGCAGAAGAUGGGUUCGAGGAUUUAUUUGAGAACAAGCCAGUGGAAGCUGAGGAAGCAGAUGCGGAGGAAGUGGAGGUACAUCGGGUUCCGGAAGUUCUGAACAAGGACCUGGCCGAGUUGCCAAGUGACGUGGAGGAAUAUGAGCCGUCGCUACCAGAAGAAGAUGCUGUUUCCAAGGAAGAGGAGGAGACAGAGCCAGCGGAACUGUUGGCCAUGAUCGAUGGGGGUAUAGCAAUGAAGGGAAUUGAAGCUUUACUGGGCGAUAUGAACGUUUCCGUCGAAGAGAAAGUCAUCGCUUCAGAUAGCACAGCAGCCCUGUCAAUUACUGGAGGAAUACAGGUUGAUCAGGAUGCGGCAGGGUUCCUUAUGAUCAUGCUGAUGCUCCUGGGUAUGAUGUUGAUCUGGGAAGGGAUUCGGUGGCUAGCCAUAGAAAUCUGCAAUGAGUGGACUCCAGGAGCUAACGCGAGGAGUUCGCAGCAGGGGACAAUGGGUCAGGCAGCAGUGGAGGUGGAGAGACGCUUGGACCAGGAGGAGCCGGCUGUGGCAGCUCCUGCCUUUGUGCCGGCCGCCCGGCGACAGGACGACCAGCCUUCCGGGUCGGCCUCCCUACCCCUAAGCUCCCGUGCGCCUGUCGACGGUAGGUUUAGCAGGAGGCAGGCUAUCACUUUGGCUUUCCCUUCGCUGCCUGACUACCUCGUGGACUCUUGCCGCCAGUUGUCCGUGGGGAGCCUUACCCCCCAACAGCGUGCCAAUCGUGCGUGGCUCGCCGGCUGCUGGGCCCGAGCUGUUCUGGACGGUCAGGUGGACAAGCCUGACCCGUCGGAGCCCUUGGACGUAAGCUCUCGUUACGACUGCGUGCUGCGCGCCGAGGGCCUGCCUUCUCCGGUUGUCUGUGGUUCGCUGUCUGCCUUCAGGCGUGUCGUCGGCCCCGUCUUGGGCCGCUCGGUCACCCACGGCUUCCCCUUCCACCUCGGAGUGCAGAGUGUGAUGGACUUUGCCCAGCUGGUGGCUUACGAGUCGGGUCCUCUUGAGGUUUUGGAGUUUUCAUGGCCGCCGGCCGCCGAAGACCAGGAGGAGAGGGACCUUGGACAGCAGCCCGCCGAGGGGAACUGGAUCGCGGCCCAGGACCAGGAGCGUCUCUCGGCCUUGGUGGUGGACAUGGCCGAUCACAUGGCCGAGCAGCUGGCUCCAGCAGACCUGUCUGCGGAGGAACUUGUGUGCUUUCGUCAGAGGGAGCCGAUGCUCUUUCCCCUGGCCUCCGAGGUGCUGAAGCAGUCCAAGGAGUGGCUGCUGGGAACGGGAAAUCUGCCCGAGGACAGGUCUGGUUACCACACCGCAGCCUCUGCCACCGAAGCUCCCGCACCACGGCCCAAGCCUCCGAAGCCGAAGAGGCCUACGGUGCAACAGCUGGCCGCCCAGCAAGCUCAGAUGAUGCAGCUUAUGACUUCAGUUGUGGAGCGUCUCGACGGUUUGCAGGCCCCAGUGUCCCCGGCUCCCGGGCCCCCUGGGCCGACUGCAUCAGCCCCUCCUGCCGCAGUGAACACCGCGAUCCUGCAAAAGCCUUUGGCGUCAGUCCUCCCCAGGCCUCAGCUGCCCCUCGCGUUUUGGCACAAGCCAUCGGCCCUCCACCUCCUACCCGUGCUCAGCCUCCCGCGGCUCCUGCUCAAGUGGACUUGGAAGAGACGGCUCCAGGAGGAGCUGGCGAGCCGAUCCGGGGCGUUCGCCGACAAGAUCCGGGCGAACAUGGGUCGGCGUAUGGACCCCACUCACCUGAUGGCCGAGGAGCAGAUUUCAUUCAUGAGGUACCUGGAGAGGCACGGGGCCUUCUCGGCUCAGCCUCUGCUGGGGCUUCUGGCUUGGCAGACUGCCCAGGCUCUCGACCUCCUGGCCGCUGGGUCGGAGGCCGGCGCCCGGGACACUCUCUCCUUGAUCUUGCUCAUGAUGGAGCAGACGGCUUUGGAUGGGGGCAACAGCUCCCUAUCUUGGCUCCUAACCUUGCAAGCGGAGCCGCCACAAAGCUUGUUUCAGGUGCCUGCCUCGGUCCCGGGAGCUCAGCUGCCGGUGUUUUCAGCGCUUGCCGAGCAAAAGUGGGUGACAACAGCGCUGGCUUACGCAAAGGAGCUGGAUACCAUAAGUGUGCGCCGCUCCGAGGCACAAGCAAAGGGGCCCGGGGUCCCAAAGACCCCCUCGAAGCCAGCACCUCCGCCUCCUGCACCGCCCGGCCCGGGGGACCUCACAAAGAAGCAGCAGAGGGCAGUCGGGAAGGCGGUCUUCCUCGGCUGGUGCCCCUGGACUUUGGACUACCUCUACCUUCGGAGCCUCUCUGGACUCCCCUUCGCCGCCGGCAGCAGCCUCAGAGAAGAGGGCGAGUUCACCUUUGAAUCCUGGAUCGCCGCUCUGCCCCGCCUUCUCAAGCGUGGGAAGACCCAGCUGUCCGGGUUUCUUGUUUCGACUUUGAAUCUGCGAAAGGGGACCUCACCCGACCCCUCAGCCGCUCUUUAUCCGCUGCCUCUCCUUCACGAGGGGGUCUUCCACCAGCGGUCCUGCCGAAACGCGUCUGACCGCCGGGCUUUGGCCGUUCGGCGGUGCGUGCCUCUCAACCCGGCCCAGGCCAAGGCCUAUCGUCGGAUCGAGCUUUCGGAGGUUGUGUCUUUUGUUGAGCGCUGUGGCUUGACUCCUGGCGCCUAUCCUGGCGACGGUGCCUUGCCUGAGGAGGUCUUGCAUUUUGCCGGGCUUGAGGCCCCUCACCCCACCUUCGCGAAGGAGAAGCCGGAUCACCUAAUUGGGAUUUGCAAGCUUUGGGACGCCUCUUCCCUUCUCGGGUUUGUGCCGGGUCCUCUGCCAGACAAGCAGCUCACGCGUCUUUUCGGAGCCUACAAAGCUCCCGGCAAGCUCCGCCAAAUCGGCGACCGAAGGGGCCAGAACGCCUCCGAGGCUCACUUGUGCGGCCCUUCGAGGUUCCUGCCGUCGGGCCCGCUGCUUUGCCGUGUCCACGUGCCUGCUGGUUGCAGCUUGGUCGGUUCCGUGACGGACCGGCGGGACUUUUACACACAGGCCAUGAUAUCCGAAGAGAGGUCGUGGACCAACGCCGUCGGGCCGGCGCUGCCCUUGAGGAGCCUUCUGGACACUGUCGCUGGCCAGGCUUUGCUUGCGUCAGGAUGGAGUGCUGGACUUCGCGCUCGGGCCUCCUGCCUUCCUCCUUCCCGGGCUUCGCUUCUCGUUGGUUCCGAGACCAUUGUGCACCCGACCUUCCGGUCUUUACUGCAGGGGGACGCGGGAGGGGUCGAAUACGCAACAGGGGGGCACCAAGGCUUGAUAAUCGACGACUUCUUUUGUUUGAGCGUCGAGGCCGGGGACUUCGUGCCAGGCUCGCCUUCCUCCUCCCUCGAUGCCCUUAGCCUCGCCAAACUUGCCUAUGAAUCGGAGGAGGUUGCAGGUGCCACCUACCUCGGCUUCCCCACUCAAAAGAGGCUGUCUUUAGCUGCUGCCUCGGUCCGUGCUGCCGAGUGCCCCUGCAUCUCUGAGGAGCUUGUUUCUUGCCUCACCGGCUCCUGGGUGUCGGCCCUCAUGUACAGGGUCGCGGGCGAACUUCAGCUCCUCUCCGUCCUCGCCCCGGUCAUCCUGACAAAUCUUUCUGCAGCCCCUUCCCCUCGAGUCUACGCCUCAGUAAGCGUGUCGCAGGGGGCUUUGUCUGAGAACCUCGGCCGGCUUGGGUUUUACGCCGGGCCUGUCAUCGACCCCACUCGGUCGAGACACUUCCGCCAUACAGCCCCCCGGCUACUGGAGUGGAUCCUCUUCUUGCUCUCCGAGAAAAGGCCUCCCCUCCGCUCUGCUGCUUGCCCGGAGGGUUUCGACGCAACCGAGCCUCGCACCAGAGAAGGCAACAAGCUCGCUCUUGCUCACCUGUGUCUCCUUCGGGCUGCUCUGAGGUGUGCAGCAGGUCUACAGGUCUCUGAGGCUGUUCUCGCAGCCGGCCCUCCAGGGACUGCGAAGAUGAGGGUCCUCAGCCGGGGCCUGCAGUUUGGGUUUGGAGACAAGCCCGCUGGUGAAACCGUCUGCCGGGAGGGCUUCGCCGGCCUCCUUGCCAAGGCCUUCGCUGGGGCAAUCUCUGAGCCGCGACCGGCCGAGCCAGACCACAAGCGAGGUCUUGAAAACCUGGCUGUCAACGACCUGUUGCUCACGGCCCCCUGGAAGACCGAGGCCUGCUGGAGGUGGAGGCGAAACGAGCACAUAAACUGCAGAGAGGCAAAGGCCGCCCAACGUGUUGUUUCUCAUGCCGCGGCCGCCGAGGGAGACUCAAAGGUCUCCCUUCUCCUUGACUCCUCAGUCGCCAGAGGGGCCAUUGGGAAGGGGAGGUCGCCCUCGAAGGCCCUCCGGCCUAUUCUCCUGAGAACCGGCGCGGUUGCCAUAGCUGGAGGGGUUCACCUCGGCCUGCACCACGCACCGACCAGGCUCAACGUAGCCGACGACCCGACUAGGGACGCAGAGCUGAGGCUGCCAGGGGGCUCUAGCCUAGUCUGUGACCAGGACCCCGACGUCGUCGAAGAGCUCUGCAACUUUGCCGGGCUUCGGCAGGCUGGCUUCGCCUGUCUCUCCUCCUCGCCCGUAAGGACUUCGACGCGUGCUUGGGCUUUCCGGGAGAAGGGCCCAUCGGACCGAGGAACCUCCAGGACGAAGCUUAACCGUGCCUCCCUCCUGGACCGUUUCAGCGACUGGCUUGGGGAGAAUGGGUUUGAGCGCGAAGCUUUCAUGCAGUGGCCCGCUGAGACCCUAGCCAAGACUUUGGAGCAGUUCGGCAGGGAACUCUUCGAGGCAGGCCGGCCUUACUGGCACUACGCUGAAACAAUCAAUGCCAUCAGCGCGCGCCGCCCGGCUGUCCGCCGCACUCUGCAGGGCGCCUGGGAUUUGGCCUUCAGUUGGCUCGCUUUGGAGCCCUACACCCACCACGUGGCGAUGCCAGCUGUGAUCCUGCUGGCGCUCUUAUCGGUUUGCCUUACCUGGGGGUGGCGAGCUGAAGCAGGGAUAUUCGCUUUGGCAUGGGGUGCCCUUCUUCGAAUCGGCGAGGCAACCGGAGCGGUUAGGUCCUCGCUGGUGCUGCCGAGGGAUACCCUGUGGAGCCAAGCCUUUAUUCUCUUGAAGAUAGACGAGCCGAAAACUCGCCUGCGUACCGCCAGGCAUCAAGCUGCAAAGGUCGAGGCCCAGGACCUUGUUCAGCUGAUAGAUCUGGCCUUUGCUCACCUGCCGGCCUACAGCAAGCUCUGGCCUCUUUCUGCCCAGACGCUACGUAAGAGACUGGACAGCGCGCUGGAAGCCCUACAAGCCACGGAGGACGCAGAGCUGGUACGCAGACGAGGUACUCAAGAAAGCCUCCUCGUGGACUCGGGAUCGGAUUCCCACGAGCGUGUGGUACAGACUCUGGAGCUCAGAGAGCGUUGCCACUGGCGAUGGCGACAG